This is a messenger RNA of Brassicogethes aeneus, 3048 nucleotides long. The record is from the annotation of a GenBank genome assembly. Lineage: Eukaryota; Metazoa; Arthropoda; Insecta; Coleoptera; Nitidulidae.
AUAUUGCCGAUGGUGUUUUGUUUAUUAAAUUUGACAGAUGUCAGGGUACCGUCAAAAAUCUACCUAAUCUUUAAAUUAAAAACAAAACGAAAAAUGUAAUUAAGGACUGAUAAAGUGUAAAUAAAAAAACGCACAGCAAAUAUCAAAUCAGUCGAGUGCAAGCAUUUAAAAUGUCAAUAAACAGCACUUUGCUGAGCUGGAAAUUUUUUGUUGCGGUGUUUUCUUCAGUUAUUUUGCUUGGAUUUUUGAAUUAUUCAUUGGAAAUAGUGCCUGUUAGUGGACUGACGUUUGUAAUAACAUUCGUAGCAGUAUGGUUUGUGUCACUGUUUAUUACCCUGAUUACUUUUCACAAAAUGCUGCAAAAAAACAAACCAAUCGACUUGGAAUUCUUCAAAGUUGCUAAUGCAAAAACCCCAGAAAAAACGUUCAUGUUAAAACCCGAUUCCGAGGCAGUAAAGAAGCUUGCAGAAGACAUUGAUAAGUAUUUUAUUACCAAGUGGUAUCGCUAUAUUAGUGUGAACAAUGAUUUUACAGCUGAGAGUAAAUGUGUUUUGGAAGAUGUUUUGAAUAGGUUAUCAGAGGUUCUUAUGCAGGUUAACAGUAAAAAAUUACUGCAUGGUAUUUUAAAUAUAUACUUGAAACAUUUAAAAGAGUUUAGACGGACUUUAAAACGAAAGGAGAAGUAUGGAGGUGAAAUAGGAGAACUGUACAGAUACUCACAUGUAUGUAUUAAUUCAGAACAAUCCCAAAAAUAUUAUCUGCACCAACUAACAAUAAACCUGCUGAAUCAUUUUAUAAAUUGGGAAUUAUGGAACUCUUUACCUUGCCAUGCUUUGGUUUCGAUUAUAGCAAGAAAACUGACAACUUACAUUUUAAAUUUAUUAUCAAGCCCACUAUUUUUAAACUACCACAUCCUAAAUUUAAUCGGAUCAAAAGCUGUAAAAUCCUCCAUGAAAUUAGAGAACUAUUCAAAAAUUUGUUUUGAAGAAAACUUUGAUGUAACCUACUCUGGAAAUAAUCAGGAUGAAGUGGAUGAGAUUGUUAAGGGGAAGGUGUCUAAGGAUACAAAAAAACAAGUUCAUAACACAGAGCAAGAAGAGAAAGAAAAAAUGGUUAUCAAGAAGGAAUCUCCCAAGAAGAAAAAGGUCACACCAAUAGAAAUAAAACCUGUUAUUGUAAAUGAACCACCUGCAGAAGUUAUUGUACAAGAUCCUGUCAAAAUACAUGAACCUAAAGGCUCAUCUUCAAAAGUUUGGAAUGAUUCUCAAGAUUUAAUCUCUGUUUCCUUUGGUAUGGACCCAUUGGAUUCCUUUUUGGGCGAUGACAAACCUCCUAAAACUCAUUGGGAUGGUAAGGUGGGCAAAGUUGAUGACCCUGUGGAAUCCCCAACCAGUGCUACCAAUAUGUUGCUUAAUGAGGUUAGGCAUAUUACAUCCAUGGAGGGGAUAAGAAGUUCAAUUAAACCAAUUAGUGACGCUACGGUAACUACACUUCACAACAUAAAGGAUCUGCAGGAAUCAACAGUAAAUAACGCUAUGACGAAGUUAGGCGACUUCCAGCCACCAGUACCUCAGGAUGAAGCAGCAGGAGUAGUUGAAGGGCUGCUGGAUUUUGGUAGGGCAGGCCUGCGCAAAGGGCUAAGGCUCACAGGAUUGCAGGACAACAUCCAGAACGCCAAAGCUGUUUUGUCAAACAACUCGAGACCGAAAAGUAAACCGACAAAGUUAACGCGUUCUGAUUCUACUGAAAAAACGAACAGUUCCGGAGAUAGUGUGGAUUCAUGCUGGAUAAAUCCUUUGCAGGAUACGCCCAAUUCUGACGGACAAAUACUAUUGGAAAAAGCAAAACCUGCAGAAGAUGCGGAAAAACCCAGGGAUGAAGUUGACUUCCCUGUUAUUCCUUCGAUAUCUACUGAAAGUGAAGAAAGUCCAGACCUGGAAUACGAAGAACCCGCAGAUUUGGAGUCUACUAUCGCAAAGUUGAGGUGUUUAUUGGAGCAGAAGUCUUCUGAAUCCAAUUUAUCGACUCCUGCUUUAAGCCCAAUGCCUCCAGAUGAUUUUCAAAAAAUAAACCAGGACCCAGGGACCGACAUGGAGGAUGGCGUCAUGCCCAGUUUUUACAAGUUGUGCGCAAAAACUGCUACCGGAGUUAUUAAUAAAUCUAUUAACACCAUUAAGACGGCCCUUCCUGGUAAUAGUAGCGAUCAUAUUUUAAACACAGAAGGUUGGAUGUUUAUUGAAAACGAAGAAACUGAAAAUGAUUUAUUGUCGAGAGUCCACAAGUUAUUAAAUGAGAGAAAGGAGUUUUGUAAGGUUGACACUGCCUAUGAGGCAAUUGAUUCUUUGGAGUCUAUCAGUAAUCCUGUUGACAUUGGUAGCAAGGUACAAUUUGAAGACGAAUUGGACGAUUUUGAAGUAAGAUUGCCAAUUACCAAAGCGAUUUUUGACAUAAUGUGCGAAUUGCUGGCGGAUACGGAAUCUCUUCUACUGCAAGAAUCAAUGAUAAAAGCUAUUAUGUUGUCUUUUGGAAACUCCAUCGAAAAAAAUAUAGUCUCAAAGACGGAAAACUUGGUGCAGCAUUUUUGUGUUCACUUAUUUACAAUACCGGAUACAACGAUUAAUAACAAGUUAUUUGUUGGGAUGGAUAUUUAUAUUAACGCUAUUUUGAAUAGUUUUCCAGAUUAUAUUAAAAUAAUAUUUUCAAAGGAAAAUUUGCAACCAGCUCUGCAACUUUUUAUCUCUUCCCUGCAAAACGAAAAAAUUAAUCAAGAUAUUUUCCUGCAGGUAUUUGAGAUGCUUUCUAUGAAGCUUAUAGAAGAAAAUAUAGUACAAUUUUCACCUCCAGUUUCCGCCUAACUUUUUAAUUUUAACUUAUUACUUGACAUUCCUAAAUAUUCCUUUUUGACCAAAAUAAUUUUAUUUCUAUUUUCUGUGCCAUAUAUAUUAUUUUUCUGAACUAAACCAAAGACUAGUCUUCUUAAAAGUAAUUAAAAUGUAGUUAAAUGUUGUAUUUAAAAAUGUAUUUUGUUAUUAAUAUUUAAAAAGUAUU